Drosophila biarmipes is the source of this 1933-nucleotide messenger RNA. Its product is annotated as hornerin. The record is from RefSeq and is a predicted model, not a curated record. Lineage: Eukaryota; Metazoa; Arthropoda; Insecta; Diptera; Drosophilidae. The coding region runs from base 157 to 1743 and encodes 528 amino acids. The transcript has a single exon.
CCGGCGAGCGGUUGUCAUCAGUCUCCAAGCAUUUGUGGAAGAGCGUGUCCCAGCGAACAAUAACCAGAAACACCAAGCGAGUCCCUCCAGCAAAGCAUUAGCAUUCUUUCGAAACAAAAAUACACCAUCGAAGGUAAAUCCUCGAGAGCAGACGAGAUGAGCGAGUUGGCAAAGCAGCAGGAGCAGGAUGGGGAGCAGGCUCCCCAGGAGCCGAUCGACUUUGACAUCGACUUUGAAGAGGUGCCGGUGCCCAAGGACCGGGAGGAGAGAAUCCAGGCAAGGUUCUCGGAGAAGCGGUACUCCAAGGCCUUCAAGAAGAUGGCCAAAGCCCAGCGCAUGCUGGAGCAUUCCAUCGUCCUGCUGGCCGAGGAGGAGGCCAGGUGCCAGGAUAAGCGCUCGAGGAAGGGCAAGAAACAGCAAAAGAAGCAGGCCAAGAAGGAAAAGAAGAAGGCGAAGAAGCUGGCCAAGAAGCAGGCCAAGGAGAGGGAGGAGGAGCGAGAGCGGCAGGGGGCAGCGGAGGAGUCGAACUCCUCCUCCAGCUCCUCUAGUUCCAGUUCGUCCAGCUCCAGUUCCAGCUCGAGCUCCAGCUCCGAGGACGAGAUCAACUUCUACAGAUACGGAUGGCGGCGAAAUCCUUGGCGACGAGGACCUCAUGGCCACCAUGGCUUUGGCCACGGGCUUGGUCACGGAUUUGGCCACAAGCAUGGCCACAAGCAUAGUCAUGGGCCGCAUCAUCAUGGCCGCCACCGGCGCCACCACCUGGGACCCCAUCACCACUACGGACCCCACCACAUGGGACCCCACUUUGGACCCCAUUUCGGGCCUCACUUCGGACCGCCCCAUCACCCUUUUGACUUCGAUUGGAGAUUCUACCAGGGACCUUGGCAGGAUCAGCGCCAGUUUUUUCGGUCGAUGGGCCUGCCGUGGGCCCUGGACAACCGCGCGGCCUGCCGGAGGAGCCGAUCUCUGCCUAGAUUUGAGCACGAAUAUCGAGGAGAUUUCGGACUCGGAUUCGGAUUUGGACCCGGAUACGGACAGGGAAAUGGCCACCCGGGUCGACCGUUUGGCCGUCCAGUAGAAAGAUCCUUAUCCCUUUCUGGAGGCCCCAGCAAGUCGAGGGGCAGGAGGUCCAGAUCUAGUUCCAGCUCUAGUUCCAGCUCUAGCUCUAGCUCUAGCUCCAGUUCUUCUUCCGAGGAGGAGAAGAAAAAGAGGAGGGGUAAGGGAAAGGGCAGGAAGCAGCGCUCCUCCUCAAGCUCUUCUUGGAGCUCCAGCUCUAGUUCGGACAGCCAAGUGGAGAGAAGGCAGGGCCACCGUGGCCAUCAUUUCGGGCCUCCACAUAGGCACCGUCAUCAUGGAGGUAGCCACUUUGGACCUCAUUUCGGGCCCCAUCAUGGUCCCCGUCGUGGUCCCCAUCAUGGCCGCCAUCAAGGGCCACACCAUUGCUUUGGACCGGAGUUUCCCUUUCCCCAAGGGGAACAACCACCCUUUGGAACCCCCGGACCCCAUGGACCACAUGGACCCCUUGGAUCCCACGGUAAUCCCGGUCAGUCUUUUGAACCACCAGCCGAGUUCCUUGGCCGUCGUGGACACUCACCAUCCCGAUCCCGGGAAAGACCAACGUCCGGUGGUGAGGAAAAGUACGAGAAAGGCGGGAACCAAAACUGCUCGGGCAAGGAAAAGAACAAGAAGGGUAAGAAGAAGCACGGAAAACGAGGUCAUGGACACAGACACCAUCGUGGCUAGGCGAGCACAGGCAGCAUGAGAUUCCAUCGAUUCCUUCAAUAUAUCUGUUUAACCUCCCAUAUCCCAUACGUAUUCCCCUCCAACCACUAUCAAUUUUAUACCCCGAAAAGCUUUACUAUUAUGUAGAAACGAAAAACAUCUAAAAUUAUAUAUCAAUUCAAAAAUGUUAAUAAAACCAAAAACUAAAUCA